UAUAAACAACUCAAAAUGUAUGUUCAGCACAAAUAUUUCAUUCUGUUUUGUACAUUUUCUGUUGCAUUAUGUGGUGAGCCCCGUUUCAAUACAAGAUUUGAGUACGAUGAACAACUCUUGGAGAAAAUGAUUCGCAUGGAAUUUGAAUAUGCACAGUGGGAAAAACGCAUAAAUGAAACUCUAGGAAAAAUGGAGAAACAGAAAACUAGCAUUCAGACUGAUUUGAAAAUAUUGCGAAAUGACAGAGAGGAGUUUGACAAGCACGGUAACGAGACGAUGAAAAAUAUGAUGCACCAACUGUCUAAACCGCAAAACGCAACAGUUUUGUUCCGAGCGUGUGACGUUGUGGAUUAUACCCUGUCAACUGGAAACGAUAUAAUUAUCUUCAAUGAAAUGCUCUACAACAUCGGUAGAGGCUACGACUCAGCAACUGGGAAAUUCACAGCACCAGUCACGGGUAUCUACCUGUUCAUUGUUAACUUGUGCCCUACAAAAUCUGGAAGUAUUUUCUUCGCCAUUGUGGCCAAGGAGGGGGUGGUGGCAAAUGGACAUGCGCAUAGCGUUUCAAAUUGGCUUUGCGUUUCCGGAGACGCCAUAGUACAGCUUCACGCCAAUGACGUCGUCUACGUUAAAUCCACGUACAGUGGUAGUAAACUUUUACAAAGAAAUACACUGAAGGAUGAUUUUGACGCAAAAGCAAAUUCCUUUUCAGGCGUCCUUCUUCAUUCAAUCUGAUUUAAAUCUUGCAUUACGCAAGGAGGAUAAUGUACUACAAUCAGAUAGCUAAAAAGCAGUAUUCGGGAAGUUAACCAUUUGACAUUCGUUGAUGAAAUGACAAUCUGUUUUAUGAUUCUUGGAUCUUUAUUCUAUUAUUGAACCAUCAGGCAAGCAGACUAAAAGGAGUUACUAUUUUGAAAAAAAUACAUAAUAACAUGCAGCAAUCAUU
Molecule: messenger RNA, 946 nt
Organism: Mya arenaria
Lineage: Eukaryota; Metazoa; Mollusca; Bivalvia; Myida; Myidae
Product: caprin-2-like
Exons: 2
Coding region: 16-735 (239 amino acids)
Molecular function (GO): protein binding
Source: RefSeq, a predicted model, not a curated record